UUUGGAACCCAGCACCGGUGUCCCCCCGUGAAAUCCCGGUGCUCUUUGUAGUACCCGUCAAGGCGUCAAUGAAAGCCAUGUUAAGAGCCCACGCUCUUGCUGACUCAUCGAGGCAUGAGUCCCCUGCGCUCUUCCCACACAUUUACAGCUGAUACCCGGCCCGGAAAUGGUCCUUCGGCGGCAACCAUUCAAUACUAAUGUCCGGCCAACUGUAUUUUCCGUCUCGGCGGCGCGGCGGCGCGGCGGUGCUCCUAUCGAAUCGGCCGUCCUAUUGUGACCGCACCGUAUACCAACUCGACCACACCGUCCCUACAAACAAAGGUACCGACGGGAACAUGAUGACUCAGAAUCGCAGCUGCUGGCAGCGUCAUCAGUAAAGGAUAGCUUUACCCAUAUUAGAUGAAGCAAGUGUGGUGGAGUCUUCAACAGUUUCGCCACAUUUUGAAGACAUGCAUAGCCGAGAGGGACCUUUGGACUGGCAAGUCCCUCCACACAAUGUACAUCAAAUCCCUCCUUAUCCCGCCCUCUACCUACAUGUCCAACCACUUCAUCCUCCUCUACUCCAAAUGCGGCCGCCUCUCCAAUGCCCGCAAGGCAUUUGACUCUACCCCGUCUCCCAAUGUCUUUACCUACAAUGCCAUAGUAGCUGCGUACGCGAAAGAAGGCCAGCCGCACACCGCACACUACCUGUUUGAUCAAAUUCCCCAACCGGACCUUGUCUCUUAUAACACCCUCAUUUCUGCCUACGCUGAUCGUGGGGACACCUUACCUGCUCUUGAACUAUUUCUGGGUUUGAGAAGAACGGGGCUGGACAUCGACGCCUUUACAUUGUCAGGAGCCAUCACAGCUUCUUGUGAUGAUAAGAUAUUGAUUCUUCAGCUUCAUUCUUUUGCUGUUUCAGGCGGGUUUGAUGCAUUUGUUUCUGUAAAUAACACUCUUCUAACAUGUUACGGUAAAAACGGGCAUUUAGAUUAUGCCAAGAAAGUUUUUGAAGCAAUGGGAGAGAUUAAAGACGGGGUCUCCUGGAAUUCGAUGAUUGUUGCUUAUGGGCAACAUAAAGUAGGGUCCAAGGCGCUAUCUUUGUAUCAAGAAAUGAUGAGCUUGGAGUUAAAAGAGGACAUGUUUACAUUAGCGAGUGUCUUAACUGCUUUUACAUCCAUGGAGGACUUUCUUGGGGGCCUUCAGUUUCACGCUCGCCUGAUCAAGAUGGGGUUUCACCUGAAUACUCAUGUUGGUAGUGGCUUGAUUGAUCUUUACUCGAAAUGCAGCAAAGAUGGUAUCCCGUAUUGCAAAAAAGUAUUUCAAGAAAUCCCCAAUCCAGACUUAAUCCUUUGGAACACCAUGAUAUCUGGUUGUUCCCUCUUCGAUGACUUUUCUGAAGAGGCUGUUGCUUACUUUAGGCAAAUGCAGCGUGUGGGCCACCAACCCGAUGAAUGCAGUUUUGUUUGUGUGAUCAGUGCAUGUUCUAAUCUUUCCUUGCAAGGGAAACAGGUUCACUCUUUAACAAUCAAAUCAUACAUCCCAGCAACCAGAACCCUCACUGUCAGUAAUGCUCUUAUCACAAUGUAUUCCAAGUGUGGUAAUCUACAAGAUGCCAUUAAAGUAUUUGACAGAAUGCCCGAGCACAACAGUGUGUCCUUCAAUUCCAUGAUCGCAGGCUAUGCUCAGCAUGGGCAUGCCAUGGAAUCCCUCAUACUCUUUGAGCAGAUGCUUGGAGGGAAUAAUAAUAGUGACGUGGGGCCCACAAGUAUAACAUUCAUUUCGGUCCUGUCUGCAUGUGCACACACUGGAAGAGUAGAGGAGGGUAAGAAGUAUUUUAGUAUGAUGACUGAGGAAUUAAGAAUCAAACCAGAAGGAGAGCAUUACUUAUGCAUGAUUGACCUUUUGGGACGAGCUGGAAAUCUAGAAGAGGCAGAGAGUCUUAUAGAGAGCAUGCCAUACAAUCCUGGGGCUAUCGGGUGGGGAACAUUGCUUAGAUCUUGUAGAGUCCAUGGAAACACAGAGCUAGCAAUGAAAGCAGCCGAACACUGUCUUGAGCUGGACCCCAUGAAUGCAGCUCCAUACGUCAUGCUUGCAAAUAUCCAUGCCGGUGCUGGAAGAUGGGAAGAAGUAGCGGCCAUAAGAAAACAAAUGCGUGACAAAGGGGUUAAAAAGAAACCGGGUCGUAGUUGGAUAGAGGUGGACAAGAGGGUACACAUUUUCGUAGCGCAAGAUCAUUCUCAUCCGAUGAUAAAGGAGAUAUAUGUCUUUUGGGAAGAGAUGUCAGAAAAGUUGAAGCAAGCAGGGUAUGUGGCAGAUUUGAAGUGGGUCCUCAUUAGAGAUGAAUACGGGGGCAUUCAUGAGGAAGAGAAGGAGAGAAGCCUGAGGCAUCACAGUGAGAAGCUGGCUGUUGCUUUUGGGCUCUUAUCAACAAAAGAAGGGAUGCCUCUACUUGUUCUUAAAAACUUGAGGAUAUGCGGUGACUGUCACAAUGCUAUCAAAUUUAUUACUGUCAUAACUGGACGUGAGAUUACAGUGAGGGAUUGCCACAGGUUUCACUGUUUUAAGGGUGGCAUAUGUUCUUGUGGGGAUUUCUGGUGAUAGAUUUCGCUACAAAUUUCUGGCAAACAUCUGUUCCGGAUAUGUUCAAACUGGAUUUUAUCUUGGAUAUAUAUAUAUACUCAUGUCUGAAGAUGUUGCUAAAAAUGUAUUGUCAUGACGGUUUAACAAAAAUUUGACUCCGGAUGUACAAAGAGAAAGAGCAAGUUGAGAAGACAUUUAGUUAUAAAAUCACCUUCCGGCUCUAUGGAUCGGUAUGUCAAGAUAAAUCCUUCCUUACAAUUCUCUUAAGUUUUUUUACAUUUACUUUUAUUUCAUAGCCUUUAUAUAAUACUAGUAUAUAACAUAAACAUUUAAAUAAAAUGGGGUUGAACAAAUAUGUAAAAUUGAUGAUGAUGAUGAUGGGGACACGGGGUUGAACAAAUAUGUAAAAUUGAUUUAAUGAGUUUGAUACUUUGCUGAACAUUUUUAGUUUCCCCCACCUAUUUUUUCUUCAAAAUAUCCACUGUUUCUUUUUUCUUCUCUAUUUUCUAUCCCUAAUUUUUACAGAGUUCAACCAUAAGGAAAUAAAUCCUGGAAACAAUUGGUUUUUUAUUCUUUCCACACGUGGGAUCUAUUCUUCAUAUUGGUAGGCAACAAAAAAUGUUUUUUUCAGCACUAUUAUAACAUUAAAGCCGACCCCAAUAUGUUUUGGGACUAAGACUUGGAUGUUGUUGUUGUAUUAUAACAUUAUUAUAGCAAUUUGAUAAGAACAGAAAAAAUAAAAUCAACGGUAUGAACCGUUGCCCGAUAAUCAACGAUAAAUAAAUACCGUUGCCUAAAGCCAAAAGGCUAAACCAACUUUUAUCCCCCGAUCCUCAAGAAUGAAGCAUACAAGGGGUAUAAAUAACCCUCUAGGUCUAAUAAGAAUAGGAAUCCUAAAUAAAUUAAUCUAGGAAACUAAAUAGAAUAGGAAACCUCUAGUUCUAAUAGAACUCCUAAUUAAAUCAUUCUAGGAAACUAAAUAGAAAUAGGAAACCUCUAAUUCUAAUAAGAAUAGAAGUCCUAAAUAAAUCCUACUAGGAAACAAAUUAAAUUAGGAAACAAAAUAAAAGGAAUAAUAAAUAUUAAUUAAACAGCCCGCAAAUAGCCCACGAAGGUGGGCUCAAGCCCGUCCAGCCUUCGGUAAACCCACGGGGGCUUCUGCCCCUCUUCUUCCAAGCCCAGAUUCUGCUUCAUAUCACAAUUCUUGGCUUCUUGCAAAUAAAGUGAAAGACACUACUCCAGGGUGCCAGCGUUGAUGUUUUGCCAUAUAUCUAGUCAAGAGUAAAAUGAUGCUGCACAAACAACACAAACACCGUGUGGGUUCAAUGUUUGGAGAGAAAGUUGCUGCUCAGGAAGCUGAAAUGGGGAUUAUGGAGCUCCUUGAGGGAAGGUCUUGAGGUCUUCUAUCCGUUCACCAUAAAUAUAUACAAAUAUCUAUUCCUGUUUAUAUGAAUAUAUAUGAAUACAACGUAUUCCUGUUUAGUACAAUUUUCCCUUGCAAUCCAUCAGAGUCACUAUGCAUAUUUUUUACAUAUUAAGUUCAUAAAUUGUUAUUAUAGAGUUAUAUAUAUAUAUAUAUUACUAAUAUUAAAGUGGUUUACAAAAAAGUGACCAGCAUUACCGAACACGUACGAUGGGUAGCGAGUAAUUUAGGGAAAAGACCUAGUUGCCCUAAAAUUCUAAAACGGUUACUUUCUAACUUAAUCUUAGAAAAUAUAAGACGGUGACUCCUUUGUUUAUAAAUUACUUCACAUUAAUUGAAUAAGAUGUAAUUUUGACUAUUUGAUUCAUUUUGGGUUUCCGAUGGUGAGUUUGAACCAGCCGAAGUAGAUAAUAAUGAUUAAUGAUAGUGUAGUAAUGAUUUGAUAGUUACUUCAAGCAACUCGGGGUGAUAAAUGAAUAGAAAGCAUGUUUUGGGUUUGCGGUUGUACAUGACUUUGAAUUUGAGUAAUGAUGUUUGAGUAAUGAUACGGUAGGAUUCCCAGUAACUUAGGACGAGC
This is a messenger RNA of Cuscuta epithymum, 4562 nucleotides long. Lineage: Eukaryota; Viridiplantae; Streptophyta; Magnoliopsida; Solanales; Convolvulaceae. The record is from the annotation of a GenBank genome assembly.